UGCAGAAUUUUAGUAAAUCAUGAACAAAAGAGAUACAGAAAGAGGACAAGGAAGCCAGCGCCAUGGUUUGUGACACGUAAAAGUGCACCCAGGACAUACGGAAUAACAGAGGAAAAUCUGACAGACCUACGAGAAAAAGUAUGGGAGGAUGUAGCCAACAUGAAAACUUCUCCAAUCAGAGAAGAAUACUUAGAAAAGAAGGGACUGACAGAUAACAUGCUCGCUAGUCUUCAACAAAGUGCUGGAGAGGACUUUCAGUGGAAAUAUAACACAAAAAGAACAGGUGUACUGGCAAUAAAGCUUGGCUUAAUACCACAGUGGAACAAGGAAGGCAAAAAAGUGUUGUGUACAGUCUUGCAGGUAAUAGAUAACCAUGUGAUAAGAUACACACCUCCAGAAGAGUUCCAGAAAACACAAGGAUUCCAUCCUUGGUUCCCGCGGGAUGUGGGGUCUAUUGUGGUUGGUGCUCUCUCAUGUAGUCCUCUGCUGUUCACCAAACAGUACAAUCACUUAUUCCUGGAGGCUGGGGUUGCUCCAAAGAGAAAAUUAACCAGAUUUUUGAUAUCUCCAGAAUGCAGGAUUGCUCCAGGAACCAGACUUAGAGCAGAUCAUUUUAGAGUUGAUGAUUAUGUUGACUGUAGUGCUAAAACGAUUGGACAUGCGUUUCAAGGUGUGGUGAAGAGGUGGGGGUUCAAAGGUCAAAGUGCAUCUCACAGAGGAGGGAAAAACUGGCGCAAGGCAGGGGCCAUGGGCGGAGGAAGGUCACAAGCUGGAGUGAGGCCUGGUAAGAAGAUGCCAGGUCACAUGGGAAUGGAUUGGAACACACAGAGAGGGCUAAAGAUUGUGAGGAUGGACACAAAAUAUGAUGUGAUUUAUGUGAAGGGGAUAGUUCCAGGCCCAGACCACUGUUAUGUGAGAGUGAUGGACACUUCAUUAAGAAACAGGAGGCACGAAAUGAUGAAAAAUCCCCCAAUCUGCCCCACUAGGUUUGAGGAGUCAGCCAAAGACUUGCCGAGUGAAAUUAUUUCCAAGGACCUUUAUGAUUUCAGAGACCCUACUAUAUCAUUUGAUAAAGAAUAAAUAAAUUUCUGUUUGAAAAUGAAUAA
This is a messenger RNA of Saccostrea cuccullata (small rock oyster), 1106 nucleotides long. Its product is annotated as large ribosomal subunit protein uL3m-like. The transcript has 8 exons. Gene Ontology annotation, molecular function: structural constituent of ribosome. Gene Ontology annotation, cellular component: mitochondrial large ribosomal subunit; ribosome. Lineage: Eukaryota; Metazoa; Mollusca; Bivalvia; Ostreida; Ostreidae. Gene Ontology annotation, biological process: translation. The annotation marks the transcript as partial. The record is from RefSeq and is a predicted model, not a curated record.